This is a messenger RNA of Rhodamnia argentea, 1471 nucleotides long. RefSeq lists its product as uncharacterized. The coding region runs from base 118 to 1362 and encodes 414 amino acids. The record is from RefSeq and is a predicted model, not a curated record. Lineage: Eukaryota; Viridiplantae; Streptophyta; Magnoliopsida; Myrtales; Myrtaceae. The transcript has 4 exons.
CUCUCUCACUCUCUCUCUAGAUCGCGAACAAAACAAGACGGAAGCCUCCUGCGAAUCAAAACACUCUUCAGUCACCCCCGCGGCCCUGUCCGUCCUUCAUCAAGUAAUCCCUCCUCCAUGCACAAGCACACGCACGCGUACGCGCACGCGCACGCGCACGUGCCAUUUGGUCUCCGCGACACCGCCUCCAGGGAAGCUCUCCACUCCCUCCCAACCAUCGCCCCGCUCCUCCUCCGCAACCUCCUCACCUCCAUCUUCAUCUUCGCCGACAAGUCCUUCCUCAACCUGGCCGAGAAGUACCGCCUCCUCGAGCUCCUCCGCUACCUCCUCCUCUCCUCCUUCCUCUUCCUCCUCCGCCUCCUCCCCACGCUUUUCCCCUCCGUGAACCCUGUCGUCCACGACGGCUACGCCCCCAAGCCCCCGAAGCCGGCCGGCGACCCCCGCGCGCCUCCCCACUCCGGCGCGUGCGACUCCGGCAUCGCCCGCGCGCUAUCGCAGCUCCUCGCCAUCGUCAACAACGUCCCCGUGAGCUCCCGCAAGUACGAGGCCGUCCGGUCCUUGGCCGAGAGGCUCAUCAAUGAGAACCAGCAGGAGGGGACCGAGGCCCUGCUCGAGGUCAAUCGGACGGUUCUUUCGGCGGCUUUCUCGAGGACUCUCAACCAGCUCGAGGCCGCAAUGAUGGACAGAGAGCGGCAGCGCGGCUGCGGGGGCGGCGGCAACGGCGAUGGCUCCGACUCGGGGACUGUCUCGGUGGAGUAUAGGAAGAACCGGGUUCUGAGGGCGAUUCGGUCGGUUCGGGAUGUGGCUUGGCGUGGACGGGUCUGGUGGUCGAGCGAAGAGCCGGCCCGGCUGGGGAGCUCGGCUGCGAAGCUUGCCGCUGAGCUGGUUUGGUUGGCGCAGAAAUUGGCGGCUUGCGGGUGCGCCGAGGAUGCGGUUUGUAGGUGGGCGUCGGCUAGUAAUUUGGCUUGGCUCGCUAUCUCGGCGGAGCCGCGUCUCCAAGGUUCCCUAGUCAAGGUUUCUGCAUUCUUAUUCAAGCAAGCCAAGGACAUGGGGCUGGACGAAAUCGAUGAAAGCAAGAAAGAGCAACAAAGGCAGACAAGGAUGAAGAUGUUGAUGUCAUGGUUGCCGCUGCUUUGCAGAGCAAGCAAUGGAACCGAUGUCCCCGUUCUAAGCCUCAGCGAAAGAGCCGAACUGGAGAGAGUGUUGGAGGAAACCAUCGAAAUCCUGGGACAGGAGGAGAAGGAGCAUGUGCUCUCGCAGUGGCUUCACCACUUCAUGUAUUGCCCGUCGUCUGACUGGCCUAAUCUUCAUGCCUCCUACACUCGCUGGUGCACUGCUUCUCGCAAGCUCAUACUUCAGUGAAUAUGUAGUUGAAUGAGUUUACUAGAGGAAGAUCCUUCAAAAGCUAGAGAUUACCAGGUGUACAGUAUUGAUACAGGAAUAGCAUUUUGAGCUAUUAUAUGAAGUUAUG